Glarea lozoyensis ATCC 20868 is the source of this 1827-nucleotide messenger RNA. RefSeq lists its product as uncharacterized. The record is from RefSeq and is a predicted model, not a curated record. Lineage: Eukaryota; Fungi; Ascomycota; Leotiomycetes; Helotiales; Helotiaceae. The transcript is spliced from 9 exons. Gene Ontology annotation, biological process: amino acid transmembrane transport. Gene Ontology annotation, cellular component: membrane. Gene Ontology annotation, molecular function: L-amino acid transmembrane transporter activity. The coding region runs from base 1 to 1827 and encodes 608 amino acids.
AUGACCCUAAAACCACAUUGCUGGAAUACCGGCACUGGAAUCCCCAGUCUAUCCUACUUCAUCACAGCCAUGUCAUUCCUCCGCCGUUUCGGACGAGAAAAAAAUGAAACUCAAGCGACAACAACUGGUAUCGAUACUGGAAGAGCAAAUUUCGUCGCAGAUGGCGAUCUGAACUAUGCUAUUGAACAAGGUGGAAAUGGAUCGCAGCCUUCAUAUCAGGAAGUCUCCGGCGCACCUGUGGAAGUGCAUUCGCCUCUCGGAUACGCAGUUGGUCCUGUCACGAUCUUGUUCUUGAACAUGAGUAAAAUGGUGGGGACGGGUGUUUACUCUACUCCUGCUUCUGUGCUCGUUGGCACCGGUUCAGUAGGCCUCAGCAUGAUAUAUUGGGUCCUCGGCGCUCUGAUCGCAGCUAGUUCUUUAAGCGUGUAUCUAGAAUACGCUUCGUACUUUCCGAACCGAUCGGGUUCUGAGGUUGUGUAUCUUGAGCAAGCUUUUCCGAGACCGAAGUAUCUUUUUCCAACUGCUUUUGCUGCGCAGUUUGUUUUGUUGUCUUUUAGUAGUAGUAAUGCAAUUGUGCUCGCACGGUAUUUGUUCCGUAUAGAUGGGCAUGCGCCUAGUGAUUGGGAGUUGAAGGGUGUGGCGAUUGCCGGGUAUAGUGUUGUGGUUCUUCUCCUCCUGUUUAACACGAAAUACUCAUAUUGGCUAUCUAAUGGUAUUGGUAUCGUCAAGCUGUUGACUCUGAUCUUCGUCGCUAUCACAGGUCUCGUCGUCUUAGGAGGCAACACUUCCGUCAAAAACCCAACAGCCAACUUCCAAAACGCUUUUGAGUCUUCUAAAACUACACCAUAUGGGGUGACAAACGCGCUUGUAAAAAUCAUAUUUUCCUACGCCGGCUACGAAAACGCAUUCAACGUCAAUCCCGUAAAAACCAUCCGCCGCAACUCAUUCAUCUCCCUCUUCAUCGUUACAAUCCUCUACAUCUUCGCAAACAUAGCCUACUUCUCCGCCAUACCAAAAUCGCAAAUCGAAAAAUCAACCCAAAUAGCCGCAAGCCUCUUCUUCGAAAAAGUCUUUGGCAAAGGCGGCGCCGUCCGCGGUCUCAACUUCCUCAUCGCCCUCAGCGCAUUCGGCAACCUGAUCGCCGUGCAGCUCGGCUCGUCAAGAUUGAUCAGAGAAUGCGGUCGCCAGGGCGUGCUCCCUUAUCCAAGGUUCUGGGCGUCGACGAGGCCAUUUGGGACGCCGACGGGGCCGUAUUUCGUGAAGUGGGCGCUGACGAUCCUCAUGAUUUUGGCGCCGCCGGCGGGGGAUGCUUUUAAUUUUAUUGUGAAUCUCCAAUCCUACCCCUCGGCAUUCUUCAACGUCACCAUGGCAGUAGGACUCUACCUCGUCCGUCACAGACGCAAGAAGUUAGGCGUACCGCGAUCCGAAUUCCGCGCCUGGGAUAUCGUCGUUGUCUUUAACGUCCUUACUAACCUCUUCCUCCUUAUCAUGCCUUGGUAUCCUCCCGCGUCUGGGCGGUACGGAGGCGAUGUGUCGUUCUGGUAUGGUACUUAUAUCGUCGUUGGUAUUGCUAUACUUGUACUCUGCGGCCUGUACUACUGGGUUUGGGUCUACAUCCUUCCUAAAAUUGGCGGGUAUGCGAUUCGUCAAGAGGUACUUACGCUUGAUAAUGGAGCGACAACGCAUCGGCUUGUGAAGGUGCCGAAUGGGAAGGUGGCGGCUUGGGAUGAGACGCAUGAUCCGCUGGGGAGGGAUCUGAGUGCGGCGGUUACGGAGGUGGGUAGUGAGGGGGAGAGUCAGAAGGGGGAGGGGGACGUGAAGGUUUAG